Fraxinus pennsylvanica is the source of this 438-nucleotide messenger RNA. The record is from the annotation of a GenBank genome assembly. NCBI's taxonomy places the organism in Eukaryota, Viridiplantae, Streptophyta, Magnoliopsida, Lamiales, Oleaceae.
AUGUCUCAAAAGCUUGAGGUGACAGUUGAAAUACAAUCUUUAGCUGAUAAAUUCUAUGACUUCUUUAAAAACCACAUGAGUGAUCUUGUUAACGUCUUUCCUGCAACUUUCAAAAGUGUUCAGCUAAUCGAAGGAGAGGAAGGUUCUGUUGGUUCUGUCAAACUUUGGAAUUAUGUUCUCGGAGGGAUUUCAAUGACAGCGAAGGUGAAGGUUGAAGCAAUAAAUGAUGUAGAACGAUCAAUAACAUUCGCAGUUGUGGAAGGAGAUCUUUUGCAACUCUAUGUAAGUUACAAUACCACACUUACUGCAAGUGACGGCUCUGUCAAAUGGUCUAUCGAGUAUGAGAAAGCUCUCGAGAUAGCACCCAUUCCAGAUCUCUAUGUUACUUUAUCUGUUGCAGUGUCUAAAGCGGUGGACCUUUACCUUCUCACUCAUUAG